AUGUGUCUAUGCCGAACCGAGCAACAGCACAUGCUCAGUGGAUCCACUAGGCUCGAGAAACGGAUCCAAAUGUUGGAAGGAAGGCUGCAACAGCAGCCAACCAGCCCACAACAUAUGUUAGGCCGAGAAAACAACAAAAGUCCUCCUGGGGCAUUUAGUCAGCAGGGACCAAGUGUCCAUAGCAAUGGGGAAUUCCAGACAGAAGAACUUCAGGGGGUUCAAUAUGCAGGGUUUGUUACCCCCAGGACAGCGCUACCGCCCACAGCUCAAUCCUCUCCGUCGGAUGGCCACGAAGGCGCCGAGCUAGAGGAUUUUCUUCUGAAUGAUUCAAAUGCUCUAUUGGAGGGCAUUCUGGACUCGACGCUCCUUGGACCACAAUCUACGGCAGUUGAUGUGACCCAGUUGCCGGAGAUACUUCUACAAGCUCUUAUUGACAUAUUCUACUCCUCUUACUAUUUUAUAUUUCCUAUCAUCCCCCAAGAUCAAUUUCAGCAGCAAUAUGAUCGCUGGUUGCUCGCUCACCGAAGGACUGUCAAUUCUCCUCACGAGGACAUCCGCAGCGGAUUCUCGUUCCUAUUAUAUGCAUUGCUUGCCGUGGCGGCUUCCGCUAUUCCGACCGAUCACGCGGUGUUCAAGCACCCUGGCAUGGAGAUAUACCAGCUUAUACAGAUCGGAGAUUUGUUAUACACUCAUGCUACCUCCAAGUGCCCCGGAUUUCCAUACCAACGGGAUGAGACGCAUCCUAUCAACGUCGCUAUCGCACAGGGUCUUCUUAGCCUCUACCUUACGGUAACCGGCAACCUUAGCGAUGCGUGGAUGGUAUCGGGUAACGCAAUCCGUCAAUAUCAGGCCUUAGAACUUGAAGAGCUAGAAAAUAGCACGAGUGGAGCGCCCGAUGUAGGAGAAACUUGGAACCCACGCGGUAAUGUCUGGUGGUGUUUGUAUAUUCUGGACUGCUCACUUUCAACCGCGCUUUCCAAGCCCUUGGCAUUGUAUGAUGCCGAGUGUGACAUGGGACGCUGCAAUGAGGAAAGGUGUCUUGAGCUGGAGGCCAAUACAGACCCUUGGUUCUCGAUCAUCGCAGAAUUUCAUGUUACUAUCAGCCGCAUUUACAGAUCGAUACGGUCGAUUCGUAAGUCUCAUCCUUCCCAGGCUGGCAAAAUGUGGGAUACUCUUCGGUCAUAUACCAAGAAAUAUGAUACCGAACUGGAGAAUCAUUACGCCAAGCGGGUCUUGCCAAAAAUAGCAGAGUCAGACGGGAAAGUGAAGCGGCUAGCGCUACAAGCAAUUGCAGAAUGCUCCUACUUCAUAGGUCUGGUUCUUCUUUACCGGUCGUUCAUCGAGCAGUUUAACGCCGCAGACCCCGAAGCAUUUCUACGAUGUGCAGAGGCUGCAUCAAACUGCAUUAAAGCCACGCCGCAAUUGAUCGCCACGGUGCCUGUUAGUCAUUUCGUGGUCCAGCAGAGUCGCGCCGUUUACGCUAGUACUAAAGUCCUUUUGCACUGCAUGCGACUGGCCCGGAACUCGAGCUUCAAUAAAAGGGCCUGGUGCGACGUCCAAAGUGGCUUCGAGAUGCUCCGCAAAAUCAAUAUCCGGUGGCCUCAAAUCCAGAAUUAUUGGCGUCUCACCGAGGAAGACAUGAGACAGACGCAGAAUGAGUUCAAUAGGCACAAUCUGUUUCACGGGGUCUUUGAUCGGUAUGGGCAGGAAUUUGAACGAUCCAAGCGACGGAGACUAUCGGAUGAUUCUUUUCGCCAUGAUUCAUUUUCUGCUGGACCCUCUCUUCCAAGUGAGUCUCACAAUUUUUCUGGGGGUUAUCAAAUGAACGAUGAUAGUUUUGUCUUAUCAGAUUUCCACCCGCUGUCAUUAACGUCUGAAGAAUACUCUGGGAAGAAUUUUGAUGACACGAUGUUGAUAUUGCCUAUUGAAUUCGGAGACGUGACGGAGAUUGAUGACAACUGA
Penicillium odoratum is the source of this 1962-nucleotide messenger RNA. Its product is annotated as fungal specific transcription factor domain-containing protein. Gene Ontology annotation, molecular function: zinc ion binding; DNA binding. NCBI's taxonomy places the organism in Eukaryota, Fungi, Ascomycota, Eurotiomycetes, Eurotiales, Aspergillaceae. Gene Ontology annotation, biological process: DNA-templated transcription. The record is from RefSeq and is a predicted model, not a curated record. The transcript is spliced from 2 exons. Bases 1 to 1962 code for a protein of 653 amino acids.